This is a messenger RNA of Osmia bicornis bicornis, 3082 nucleotides long. It is a transcript of the gene U2A, whose product is annotated as probable U2 small nuclear ribonucleoprotein A'. Gene Ontology annotation, biological process: mRNA splicing, via spliceosome. Gene Ontology annotation, molecular function: protein binding; U2 snRNA binding. The record is from RefSeq and is a predicted model, not a curated record. The transcript is spliced from 4 exons. Gene Ontology annotation, cellular component: U2 snRNP. NCBI's taxonomy places the organism in Eukaryota, Metazoa, Arthropoda, Insecta, Hymenoptera, Megachilidae. Bases 2016 to 2756 code for a protein of 246 amino acids.
AUUUCAAUUUUCUCUCUAAUGAGUACAGUGUCCUUCACAUUAUUUCACCUGAAUAUCUUUGUUCAAGAUAAUUCUUUUUCUAUUUGCUUCCAUGCUUCUAUAUAAAAUAACGUGACUAAAUUUUCUACAAACUUUCAACCUUUUUACUGCGUGAAAAUUUAUUUGUUUUCAGCUUCAUUUCUAAGAAGAAUAACUUUUGAUAUUCAGAGAUUAAGACUUCAAGAUUGUACAUAGGUGACAAAGUUUGAUUGACUGUUAUUACCUAUAAUCGCCGGAUUUUCUAAUGCAUGAUGAUAAUGCAUGAUAAUAAUGAUUCUUCGAACGUAUUGCAAAAACUUCUGAAUCUUGUUUAAAAUAGUUACAAUGUAAUGUUAGAGGCGUGAAAAAAAGUGGAAUAAAUUAGAAACAGGUAUUUAAGAAUAAUCAACAGGUGUUUACGAUAAGAACAGUUCUUGAAUUUAUUCAAUUCUAUAAAUUAUACAUGAACAGUGUAUUGCUAUAAUUUCGUUUGGAGUAACAAUUUGAGUAGACUAUGUUUUGUUAGUUGCACGUUGGAUGUGUUAGAUAAGAGAGUGUAUUUGCUCCGAUUCUGCAACAGGACGCAGAUGGACGUAAUGGUUUCAUCUAUUUUGCUUCCGCAUUGGAAAACAUCAAUUACUUACCACGUGGGAAAAAUAUUUCAAAAAUACAUGAGGUUCAUUCAAAAGAUGGUACAAUACAGACGGUGUCACAUGUUAUGGAACACCCUGUAUACAUUUGAAAUUCAUCUUCUGUAUAAAUUAGUUCUGUUGAUAACGAGUACAUACAUGAUUGACUUCUAAUUGCAGUGGUCAAUAAUUGCAUACGAGCCAACAAUGGCUUUUGAAACAUUCAUAAUGAUUUUCGCUACAUUUUCUUUCGUUACGAUUCAAGCAAAUAGGAAUCCGCGCUUAAAUCAAAAUUUUCAAGUACAUCGCAGAAUUUUCGAACUUUGAUACUGACGCUACAUUAAAUAUUUGAAUAAUGCGCGCUUUUAACAUAUACAGCACGCGGUGCGGCGGCUGCAAAGAUCAAUAAUAAUCGAUGGAUAAUAUAAACACGAGCCAGAAAAUCACUGGUCGAGGACGAACUAUGCCGUUGGCAAUAAUGCAACGCGUUCAUGUCUUAUUUUAGCGGUUCCUUCUAGUCAGCUGAUUUUUCUUUUUCCGCUUUAACAAUCGCUCGUUUAGGAAAGAAUGUAACAGGGCCUUUCUAAAUUCUGUGUCAGUUUCUUCUGUUUUUAUGAACCGCAUUUACCAUUAUGGUUGGUCGGAUUAAUUUUGACCUCAGCGAUAGGAUCUCAUAAAAACAUGUUUGAGAAAGCUUGUUUUGUCGAAAUUUCACGGUUAAGAGAUAAAAAAGUCUUGUUUUAACAUAAUAAGCUGAAAAAUUUAGUUUCAAUUGAAUUUUAACAGUUAAAUUUUUAACGACGCGUCAUCUUUUGAAUGGAGGGAAGAGAACAAACUCUGCAACAUAUUUACCAACUACCAAAUGCAAGCGAAUUUGUUCUUAACCAACUGCAAAAAGUAAUUAGCCAUUCCGAGAAGGAAAAGUUAACGAUCAUUACCUAUGAGGUUUUAUUAUAUGCUUGCCAAAGUCUUUCAAUCUUUUUCUCGAAUAAUUUACAAUGUCGUUGAAGUUUUUACUCGUUCGGCUAAAAGGUUUCGACUGAAAUGAUUAUUAUGUCAUCGUUCUUCUUCCUGUUUGUUUCGUUUUUAGUCUGUGUAACGUAAUAUAGAAUUUUGAAAGAUAAGCGGGUAAAAAGCAUGUGAUUCCCUAAUUAUGUAUUAUUGCUAUUCCUUUCGCAAUUAGAAAGAGAUAUGUUCGAAUUUAUAUUUGAAUUUGUGUUGGCUAUUCUGUGCGCUGUUUUGAAAUCAGGCUUCUCAACAGAAAAAACUUAAUGGUUGCAGAUAAUUUCAUAGAAUUUGUUAUUGUUUGAGAAUUACUCGUGUUGAGUUAAUUUUCAAGGCGAUAAUAAAUAACAGUAUUAUUAGAAAAUGGUUAAAUUGACGCCAGAUUUAAUACAGCAGUCUAUGCAAUACAUUAAUCCUGUAAAGGAUCGUGAGUUGGAUCUCAGAGGAUAUAAAAUACCUACAAUAGAAAACUUGGGUGCAACAUUGGAUCAGUUUGAUACUAUUGACUUCUCUGAUAAUGAUAUUAGAAAAUUAGAUGGAUUUCCUCUUUUAAAACGAAUCAAAACCCUCUUUUUCAACAAUAAUCGUAUUGUUAGAAUCGGCGAGGGUUUGGAGCACUGUAUACCAAAUUUGGAAACCCUUAUGCUAACUGGAAACAUGAUUCAAGAGCUUGGUGAUCUGGAGCCACUGACACAACUAAAAAAUUUAACAAAUCUUUGUUUGCUUCAAAAUCCAGUUUCUGCAAAACCUCAAUACAGACAGUAUGUUGUAUACAGGUUUCCACAAUUGAGGCUUCUAGAUUUCCGAAAAAUCAAAAUGAAAGAAAGAGAAGCUGCAGUUGCUUACUUCAGAAGUAAAAGAGGAAAGGAAAUGGUUCGUGAAAUAGCUAAGAAAGUUAAAACUCAGAGUUCUGGUGCAUCUACAGAUAAACCAUUAACAACUCCAGAAGAACGCAAUAAAAUUAGAGAAGCUAUUACAAAUGCUACUUCUCUCGAAGAAGUGCAACGUCUUAGUAAAUUACUUCAAGCUGGGCACAUGCCUAGUGAAGAAAGAUUGCAAAAUGGAAAUACAAUGCCUGAGGCAAUGGAAGAAGAGGAUGAUUAAAUAUUUUAUACAUUAUUUGAAAACAUAGGUUAAAAAAGAAUAAUCUUUUUUAUUUCUGUAAGUAUUUGGUUAGUACCAUAAUUGGGAUUAAAAACAGCUGUUAAGCUAAUAAGAAAUUAUAUGCUACACAAAUGCAAUUUCAUUUGAAGAUGACUCAUAUUUGUAAAAAUAAAGCCAUUUAACUACCUAAUUGGCCUGAAGCGAUUUUGUAAAUUUAUGUUACCUGAUAAUAAUUUUUUAAACUAUUUUUAAUGUACAUGUAUAUUUUUUUCAGUGGCAGUUCAAUAAAUUACUUAUUCAAAAACGAGUAACCGUUUUCCUAUAAA